Messenger RNA from Penicillium riverlandense, 909 nucleotides. RefSeq lists its product as uncharacterized. Lineage: Eukaryota; Fungi; Ascomycota; Eurotiomycetes; Eurotiales; Aspergillaceae. The transcript has 3 exons. The annotation marks the transcript as partial. The record is from RefSeq and is a predicted model, not a curated record.
GGAACAAUCAUCUCCGCGAUGACCUCCUCCGCCAGUCCUGAUAUCACACGCUACUUCAACCGGGGACCGCUCACAACCACUUUUACCCCGCCAACAACAUGCCUCCAGACCUUGUCCGAGGUCGUCUACUAUGUGGAUGGCACAGCUGAGUCCACAACAUACUACGGGCACUGGUAUGGGGACAACACAGGUUACACAUGUUUCCCCACAGGCACCGUGCCUGGCACUCUACUUGCUUCCCCGACAUACUGGGACACAUACUGGUACUCACCAGGUCUUUGCUGUCCCACUGGAUGGACUACUGCAGGCCAACUGGCCGGAUCAUGGGAUGGGUUAGAUGUGACCGGCAGCACGAGUGGUGCUAUUUGCUGUCCUUCGGGCAUGAACUUUUACUCGGAAAAUCAUGAGUGCAGCCAAGUCCUAUCAGCAAAAGACACCAUUACAAUUGCAAAGGCCGGUGUAGCGAUCGAAUCCAUCCUGACGACUCCAAUCACCGUUUAUGCGGACGGAAUUCCACUGAUUUGGGACAAAUCCGAUCUUCCAAGUACAACAAGCGCAUCAACAACACCGUUGUCAACACAAACAUCAACCGCAGCCAGCGCGACGGCAACAAACCCGUCCAACAAUAAUCAAAAUGGUGGCUUAUCAGAAGGAGCCAAGAUCGGCAUUGGAAUCGGGGUCCCUGUGGCGGCCAUUGCAAUAGGAGCGGCGAUAUUUUUCUACUUCCUCAAACGAAACAAAAGGGCCAAAGAGGAGCCUCGCGCAGAGGUAUAUGCUACUCCACGAAGUCGCGGGACGCUCUCGGAGAUUGCGAGUAAAGAGAAUUCUGAGCCGUCGGAGCUCGCUCGUAGGGAAGAUCGUUCGGAGCUUCCUUCGAGCACUCCGACUCGUGUGCUUGAAUUGGCAUGA